Brassica rapa (field mustard) is the source of this 1812-nucleotide messenger RNA. RefSeq names its product protein EMSY-LIKE 3. Gene Ontology annotation, biological process: defense response to fungus. The record is from RefSeq and is a predicted model, not a curated record. Lineage: Eukaryota; Viridiplantae; Streptophyta; Magnoliopsida; Brassicales; Brassicaceae. Gene Ontology annotation, cellular component: nucleus.
UUGGUUGUAACUCAAACCAAAUCUAUCAAACUGGGGAAAAAAAUUAGGGCAAAAAUAUUGUCGGUUUCACGUCCGCGACUCAUAGAUUUGUCGGAAAAAUCCUUCACGGUUUGUCGAAGCAAUUGUAUGAAUCACGCGGCGUAGCUUCAGCUUCCGAAAGAUCUAACCUUCUCUGAAAUCGAAUUGCGAUAGAGAAAGUUUCUUCCUUGUUCGGGAUCUUCUGAUUCGUCUUAGCUCAAAUCUAUGACCUUUCGUGAGUAAUUUCAGAUCCAGAGAGCACUCACGAAGAAGCUCGUGCUUUGGUGGAACUAGACAGGUCUCGUACCACGUUAGCUUCCGCUGUGAAGCAUCAUCGAGAAAGGAAAUAAAUGGAUUACCGACCUUCUGAUAGUAGUGGUACGGAUGAUGACCUUCCUCCGAGUAGAUAUCAGAGAAGCGGGCGACCUGCUGCUGGUAAUGGCAGGCCUUCGGUUCUCAACUCUGCUCCUUUGUCAAGGGUGCACAAUGACAUGGAAACUCAAAUUCAUCUCAUUGAGCAAGAAGCCUAUAGCUCAAUUCUCCGUGCAUUCAAAGCUCAGUCUGAUGCUAUUACUUGGGAGAAAGAAAGUUUGAUCACUGAACUCAGAAAAGAACUUCGGGUGUCUGAUGAGGAACACAGAGAGCUGUUAUCAAGGGUUAAUGCUGAUGAAAUGAUCAGGCGAAUAAGGGAAUGGAGAAAGGGGAACAGCUUUCAGUCCGGUGCUCCUCAGAUGGUUCAUGAUAAUGCUCCAAGUCCAGCUGUUUCAGGAUCACGUAAGAAGCAAAAGACAUCACAACCAAUCGCCUCGUUAGCUAUGGGUGCGCCAUCUCCUGCUAUGCACCCAUCAAUGCAGCCAUCUUCAUCUGCUGCGCUAAGAAGAGGAGGUCCUCCACCAGGUCCAAAGACCAAGAAGCCAAAGACAUCGAUGCAGUUUCCAGCUACAGGCAUUGCUGGAAGGCCCCAGCCAGGCGCAGUAGCAAAUGAACCAGAUCCGUUGGUUGGGAAGAAGGUAUGGACAAAGUGGCCUGAGGACAACAACUUCUAUGAAGCUGUUAUAACUGACUACAAAGCCGCUGAGGGGAGGCAUGCUUUAGUGUAUGACAUGAACACUCUGAAUGAAACUUGGGAAUGGGUAAAUCUUAAAGAGAUAUCUCCAGGAGAUAUCAGAUGGGAAGGUGAGGAUGCUGGGGUUUCUCGUAAAGGAGGACAUCCUGGGCAAGGCCGUGGAAGUACAAAGGCCAUGGCUCGUGGUGGUCCCGCAGGCCAAGCUAUUGGUAGAGGUAGGGGAAGCAUGAAGAUACAGCAGCACAAGGCACAGAAUGGGGUUGGGAAGAAAGCUUUAGGCGAUAUUGAAAUACUCCACACUGAUACACUAAUAAAAGAGGUAGAAAAAGUGUUUAGAUCCGUUAAUCCCAGCCCAGCAGAGGUAGAGAAGGCAAAGAAAGUGCUAAGAGAUCAUGAGCAAGCUCUUGUGGAUGCAAUUGCAAGGCUUGAAGAAAUGUCAGAUGGGGAAAGCGGUAAUAUUUGAUAGGGCCCCCUUCUAACUCUCCUCAGAUGAUGGAGUCAGGGCAUUGGACUGGCUAAGAGGUGUAGAUGGUGGUGGCAAAUGUGAAUGGAUGAUGGAGAUUUGGAAACUUGUAUGGAUAAGCAAACUGUAUUUUGUUUAGGGAGAGGAUUUAUAAAUGACCUUUGUGUGACCACAUAACUACAGUAGCUGGAUUUGGAAAUUAGGGUAUUAAGCAUUGUAAAAUCCAUCAAAUUUCAUAUAAAUGUAGAAUGUUUCAGAGACGGGA